Messenger RNA from Miscanthus lutarioriparius, 216 nucleotides. The record is from the annotation of a GenBank genome assembly. NCBI's taxonomy places the organism in Eukaryota, Viridiplantae, Streptophyta, Magnoliopsida, Poales, Poaceae.
AUGCUCGACAGGCCGCUCUCGACCGACGACAUGGCCGCAUUGGCUGCCCGAGCGACCACGGCGCUCGCGUCCAUCAGCAAGCCGAGGCGCCACGGGCGGCGCCGUGCCCAUGGCGGCGGAAAGAAGAUGGCCGUUGGCGUCAUGCCCAUGUGCGAGGAAAUGGAGGACGGCGGCAAGGUCGACGUCUUCUUCAACGAGAAGCUUGCAGCCGCGUGA